CCUUCAACGUUCGGCGAAUCAGAUUAGAUUCCAAAACCUCUCCCCCAAAAAAUUCCGUCCCCCAUCCUCCCUUUUCCUCUCUGUUUGACAGAGCGGGAGGAAGAAGGAAACAGAGAAAGAAGAAGGGAAGGAAGGAAGAGAGAUGGGAAACAGCCUCUUCAGAUUCCUCUGGGGGAUCUGCUGCAAGCCCACGCCCACCCAUGAGCCCCAAUCUUUGGGUCACCGGGGAGUCUCAGCUCUCGCUCAUGAUCUCCUCCAUUUCGACAUCACAUCUCAGGUUCCAGAAGGGCUGAGCCCACAUGUGGUCUCCUCCAAGAAGGCACAGGCAAACUGGUAUAAGAAACUUUUGGAGGCAUGGAGGGAGGCAAAGCCACCACCAAAAACACCAGAAGAAGCAACAAGGCUUGUUGUCCAAACCUUAAAGAGGCAUCAGAAAGCAGAUGUGGAGGGCCUGUUGACUUACUAUGGUCUCCCACUGCCCCACACACUCUCAGAAAUCCCAGUGAUUCCAUUAUCUAGACCUGAAGGAGUGAAGUAUGAACUGCAAACGCUUCCUGUGGAUGCAAAAGCUGUUGCAGAUGGAGAUACCAUAACAGUGUACGUGGACACUGCUGAUGCAAGAGAGUCAGCCAAUGUUCCCCGAGGAGUACAAGAAGCAGCAAUCAAGAGGACCAAAGCCCGCGCUGCGAAGAACUACAAGAAAGCCGAUGAGCAUCAGAAAAUAAUUAUCGAUGGAGGAUAUAGGGUGAUAACUGGUCCGAAGGGCGAAGAAACCUUGGCACGAAAAUACCGAAUCAGACUGAGGGGAAUUGAUGCACCAGAGAGCUCAAUGCCAUAUGGGAAGGAGGCUAAGGAGGAACUGGUGAAGCUGAUCCAAGGAAAGCGUCUAAAGGUUUAUGUGUAUGGAGAUGAUCGAUACGGUCGUUGUGUUGGAGAUGUCUACUGCAAUUGUGCUUACAUACAAGAGCAUAUGCUGAAGAGGGGGCUUGCAUGGCACUAUGCUGCCUACGACCAACGACCACAGCUUGCAACGUGGGAAAAAGAGGCGCGUGGUGCUCGUGUUGGCUUAUGGGCUUCAUCAAACCCUGAGAAGCCAUGGGAGUGGAGAAAAGAUAGACGCAAUGGAGUGUGAAGACAAGGAUCUAAAUUGACGAGGACAAGAGGUAAACAAGCUUCAGAUUGUUUGAAAGCCCAAAGCAAAUAAGGGAAGCUUUGACAGUGAGGCUUGUCAGAUUAAGAGUCUGCAAACUAGGAAGAAAUGGGUGGAAUAUACUUCUGCUCAGAAUUGAAAUAUCGAAGAUACAUCAAGAGGAGGAGCAACUAAAAUGUAUUUAACUAUUUCUCUCUGAAUGACAUUAGAAAAGUUCAGAGCCAUGUUAUUUGUACUUCCGUAAUGAUCCAUUACAAAUGUAUGACAAUGAUCAGUAAGGACUAACAAAAGAAAUGCGCUUUGAUUUUUAUA
Messenger RNA from Phoenix dactylifera (date palm), 1462 nucleotides. Its product is annotated as putative staphylococcal-like nuclease CAN1. Gene Ontology annotation, molecular function: nucleic acid binding; nuclease activity. Gene Ontology annotation, cellular component: cytoplasm. Lineage: Eukaryota; Viridiplantae; Streptophyta; Magnoliopsida; Arecales; Arecaceae. The record is from RefSeq and is a predicted model, not a curated record.